GAGUUUUAAUUUAAGAAAAGAGUGACGUCAGUAGAAAAACUCCUCAGUAGAAUCUAUUCUCGUCCUUUAGUUUUCAGUCAACAAUGGAGUCAGUAAGACAUAUAACAAGAGUUAUCAAAACUCGCCAUGAAUCUCAUUUUCAAAUGAUGAGUGAAAAAAGGAAAGUAAAGAAAGUCAUUGGCCGUUCUAUAAGUCUCAAUUUCAAUACAUCUCCUAACAGUUUUGACGAUGGAAUUCCCCCAGCAACUCGCACAUUAUUGGAGAGUCCUGCAUCUGGUCUUUUGGUGCAAAGUUUCCCACAACGUCGUGAAUCUUUCCUUUACAGAUCUGAUCAUGAUGUUGAUCCAAAGUCCAGACAUUCUUCACAGGAAACAGAAGAACUCAUCGUGACACCAUUUGCCCAAAUUUUAGCAAGUUUAAAAGUAGUAAGAAACAACUAUAUUUCCAUUACUUCUGCAAAGAAUGAUUCGAAAAAAUCCCCUGAAAGUCCAGAAAAACAACCAAAACCUGUUCUUACGGAAGAAGAAAAAGAAAGGCUAGCUUCUGAAACUUUAGAGGAACUAGAUUGGUGCUUGGAACAACUAGAGACUAUACAAGCUCAUCGCUCUGUUGGUGAUAUGGCAUUUAGUAAAUUUAAGAAAAUGCUGAAUAAAGAACUAAGUCACUUUUCUUCCGAAUCCAAAUCUGGAAGCCAAAUAUCAGAUUAUAUUUGUAGUACGUUUUUAGGUAAAGAAAUCAAUGAUAAAAAACAAGAAUUUGAUCUUGAUACUCUUAAAGAAGAAGAUGAAGAAGGAACAGAAGAAAUAACCUUUGCACCAUUACCAAAAUCAAAAGGUCGAGCUGGUCAAGCGAUGUCUAGAAUUUCAGGAAUUAAGAAAACUGUUUGCCAUAGCAAUAGUUUUAGUAUAUUACCAAAAUAUGGUGUAGAUACUCCAAUGGAGGAAGAAUUAGGAUUGAUACUUGAAGAUACUGAAAGAUGGGGACUAGACAUAUUCAAAGUAGCUGAAUUUUCAAAUAGUCAUCCUCUUACAGCAGUUUCCUAUAAAAUAUUCAGGAACAGAGAGCUGUGUAAAACAUUUAAAAUUCCGUCAAAGACUCUGAUAAAUUUUUUAUUGAAUCUUGAAGAUCAUUACCUAAAAGUCCCUUACCACAAUAGUAGCCAUGCAGCUGAUGUUACUCAAUCUGUUAACGUCUUACUUCUAAUGCCUGCACUAGAGUCUGUGUUCACCGAUUUGGAGGUGUUAGCAAUUUUAUUUUCUGCCGCAAUCCAUGACGUUGAUCAUCCUGGAGUAACAAAUCAAUACCUAAUUAAUUCAAGUUCUGAAUUAGCUUUAAUGUAUAAUGAUGAAUCAGUUCUGGAAAAUCAUUCUUUAGCUGUAGCCUUUAAACUUCUUCAAGAUGAAGCGUGUAAUAUUUUUGCCACUUUGAAUAAAAAACAAUUGUUGAGUCUUCGAAAAAUGGCUAUUGAUAUGGUUUUAGCAACUGAUAUGUCAAAACACAUGAAUUUGCUGGCAGAUUUGAAAACCAUGGUGGAAACUAAAAAGGUUUCAGGAUCAGGAAUGGUACUUUUAGACAACUAUACAGAAAGAAUACAGGUUCUCCAAAAUAUGGUGCAUUGUGCAGACUUAAGUAAUCCAACUAAGCCUUUAGAUGUUUAUAAGCAAUGGGUUGAUCUCAUAAUGGAAGAAUUCUUUCAACAAGGUGAUAAAGAAAGAAGUCAAGGAAUGGAUAUAAGUCCAAUGUGUGAUAGACAUACAGCUACAAUUGAGAAAUCACAAGUUGGAUUCAUAGAUUAUAUUGUUCAUCCACUUUGGGAAACUUGGGGUGAUCUUGUUCAUCCAGAUGCUCAAGAUAUUCUAGAUACUCUAGAAGAAAAUCGAGACUGGUAUCAAAACAUGAUUCCUCUAAGCCCGUCAAGUAGUCGGCAAAAUGUUACGGAAGAACCUAUUAAAUUUCAAAUCACUUUAGAAGAACCAGAAGAGUCAUAAAACGCAACAUCAUUUGAAAUGAUCCUACCUUUUGAAGAUAAAGCCCGUCCUCAGUUUGUUUCUUUUUAACCAGUUAAGCAUUUUAACAAGCCCCGACAGGGUGCAGAAUUAAAAUCAAGCAACAUCAAACGCAGGAAAAAUGGUCCUAUUAUAAAUUUUACGUAAAGCCUACUACUAAGUUUUUUAACUGUUACAAUAUAUAUGAAGGACUGUUUUUUUUUUUUUUUACUCAAGACAAAAUAAAUAGUGAUGAAUAGUUUAAAAUUAAAAAUGGUAAGUCCUCACCAAAACCAGCUACCAAUUUACCUUGCUUCAAAAGAAAUAAAGAUAGUAGUAUUCAAUUCAAGAAUGGCUACCUCGUAGAGCCAGUAGUAUUGGUCCUGCUAAUUGUUUACGCAACCAAAUAACGGCUUAUUUCAAGCCCCGCUUUACAAUAUAAAAUAGUUAGCAGUGCUGUUAGUAAGAAAAUAUAUAGACAAUUAGUAUAUUUGAAACUUAGAGUUUUGAUAAUCAAUGGUAUUUUUUUAUUUCACACGAGGUGAAAUGCACUGGUCUGACAUGCUUAACUGGUUAAUGACUAUGACUCUUGUGUGAUGGAUGUUAGCUUUUUUUAAAAGCAUAAUCGUAUUCCAGCCAACUUGUUCCUUAAUCUAGUACCUAUAUUUUGUUAUGUUCUUGCCAUCUAUAAAUUAAUGAAUGCAUAACGGAAAACGUUAUUUUCUCUACACACAUUAGUAAGAAAGGAUAUUUUUUUAUUAAAUGUAAAAAUUAUUUUAAUACAGUGGAGAAAAUUAAUUUAUGGAAGGCAAAAAUAUUUAGAGCGUUUAUCGAAGGUUGUUAUUUAGACUUUCACACUAUACAAACUAGUCAGGCGUAUAUUUUGUCACACAUCAUUCUUAUAAUGAAGUGUAGCAAUCAAAAGCAUAUCAUAAUAUUUUGUAGGUCAAUAGAAUGUUUUGAUUAUUUAACAGGAACCACCAAAAUCAUAUUCAAGAGACUUUGUAUUGACUAAAAUACCAAUGUUUGGUUUUUGUGUGUUUAGUUUGGACAUUUGUGUGGCACAAUUUUAUGAAUUCUCCUCAUUUACAUGAUGUACAUAAUUGAACAUUCAUCUAUUUUGAGCUGUUUAUAUCUUUCAUCAGAAAAUUAUGAAAACAAAUUUAAUCUUGUAUAUUUAACAUCUUAGAAGAUGAAUUUUCACACUCUGCCAACGUUUUUCAAAGUCUUUUGAUCUCAUUAAUCUUUGCUUUUUGUUUAAUUUAUGCUCUUCAUAAUAGUCAAGUGUUACAAUCACUCUGAUAUAGAAUAGUUUGUGGAAGCACUUGUGUUCUGUUGACGUACAAAAUAAAUUUUGCUCUGCUACACAAUUAUGUGUUAGAAAAAGUAUAUUUAUCCAAGUGAGAUCUAUGUAUGCACUGUAGUUUUAGAACACAGAACUUUCAUAUCAAUAGAUUCGCCAUUUUCUUUCAAACAGCUAUUUUUAAAUAAAUAGAUUUCUAAUUAUGAAUUGAAAAUCAACUCGAUUUCCUUUAAACCACAAAUUUAUAGAAAAGGAAACUAUAUUUUUAAGAGUCUUUAGUAGUCGAUGUUCAAUAAAAUGUAUUAUUUACUCAGUAAAUAAAGUACUGAGCUGUCUACUAGGGUCUCGGCCUUAAGUCUACUCAAGUUAAGAAUGAUAAAUACCACCUUAUCUGAGAAAAAAAAAGGCAGAUAGAGCACAAUGCUACCAGCAUGUCGUUGGUCAUAAAAUCUUUGAGCCUUGAUCUCCAUGACCAGAAGGGCUGUUACAGAAAUGCUUUACUCAACAGUUUAAUAUUACUUUACUUCCUAGAAUAAGGAAUGUAAUUUAGUUUCAUAUAAAAUAGUAGGAUGGUCAUAUUUAAUAAAUUACCACUAUGAAUUUUCUUUUCAAAAACUUAAUUAUUUCAUAUUUAAAUAAAUAACACAAAAACUAAUAAAAAAAUUUCCAGAAAAAGUAUUUGCUGGAAGAGCAUAAUUAAAAUAUGAUAAAUAAAUGAUUAGUUAUGGUGGUCUAAAACAAUGAACAUUAGCAAUAGCAGUUAAAACUUGAGAAAAAUGCAUCACAUUAAAAAAAAUUUUAAUAAUGCCUAAACUCGGCCCCUACGUCAACCCUUGGGGGAUGACGCAUUUCAAAGUAUUAAAUUGGAACCCACAUUUUUAAUUGUAAAUUUCUCCUGAAGGCCUUAGAGGGUUAAAGUCACGUUUGGUGUUAUAAAUUUAUUCAAAAUACCAAAAAUAUCUAAUUUUUUUUAAGAUUUAUUUCUCAAAAUAUUUUCAUUUCGCAAUUACAGUGCCAUCUAUGAACCAAAAAGUAGAAUCCUAUAGAUCAAAUUGGGGUAAAUCCAAGUCUGUUACAAAAAUUCUAUUUAAGAUUUUGAAGAAAGCAGUGAAGAAAGAGGUCGAAAUUGAACUGCAUAAAGCCAAACACAGAUGGCAUUUCUUUUAUCGAUUCAUUGUCAUGCCAAAACCUAGGGUUGUAUUUGUCUAUUACGGAGAUAAUCCUUUACAGACUAUUGUUUUUCUUACUUUUCAACAUUUAGAAUGAUUUUGAGUUGAAUUUCAUAAAGAGAUAAUUCGAUGUUUAAACAAAUAAAUAGCUAAUAUGACGCUCAAAAAAUGUAUAAAUUGUAUUUAUUUACUGUUCAUAAUAUUUUAAAUUCAAUAGCCAUCUGAUUACUUACAUAAAAUUGGGAAAAGCGUAGCUGAAAAUUUGAUUCUAAUCUUAUUAAUAAAGCAAUGUCAAAGAACAGAAAAUUGUUUGUUUUUGAGAAUAAUUUCACAAGUGUAAUGAUGGCCGCCUUUUUGGGCACCUUAUUUCGAUGCAGUGAAGAAUUAAGCUCAUAAAUAAAUCUCAGUAGUAAAAUGGAAAUUAUUUACAAAACAUUAAUAUGUUAUUUUAGAUUGCUUUUCUUCUCACAAGUGCCAAAUUUGGUGCUUUUGCCAAAUGCUUUAGUAAUAUUGCAAUAGUGUGAAUGCUUCAAUUUCUGAACAAACAUUGUAAAAUGAAUAAAAAUGUCUCUUAUUGUUCUCGUUCAA
Parasteatoda tepidariorum (common house spider) is the source of this 5045-nucleotide messenger RNA. RefSeq names its product 3',5'-cyclic-AMP phosphodiesterase 4C. Gene Ontology annotation, molecular function: 3',5'-cyclic-nucleotide phosphodiesterase activity. The record is from RefSeq and is a predicted model, not a curated record. Lineage: Eukaryota; Metazoa; Arthropoda; Arachnida; Araneae; Theridiidae. Gene Ontology annotation, biological process: signal transduction.